Onychostoma macrolepis is the source of this 4901-nucleotide messenger RNA. RefSeq names its product protein interacting with cyclin A1 (gene proca1). Lineage: Eukaryota; Metazoa; Chordata; Actinopteri; Cypriniformes; Cyprinidae. The coding region runs from base 18 to 2276 and encodes 752 amino acids. The record is from RefSeq and is a predicted model, not a curated record. Gene Ontology annotation, molecular function: A2-type glycerophospholipase activity. Gene Ontology annotation, biological process: phospholipid metabolic process; arachidonate secretion. The transcript has 4 exons.
AAGUGCCGCCCGCCGCGAUGUGGUCCGUGUUUUUCGUGUUUCUGUCUUAUCUAGACAGGAACUUUGUUAAAGGCGAAUUCUUAAGCAAAGCUUUAGAUGCAGAGAAAGAGAGCAAAGAGCUCUUUUACAUGCUUAACAACACUCUUUGCGCCAAAAGUUCGGUUGUGGGAGAGUAUCACCUCCAUCAGGUUACCGAUGGGGCUGAAGAGGUUCGCUCUGUGCAUGACUCUGAGGGCCGCCUGGUCGACUGCUCUGUGAUCCAAAACGAAAUGCAAGUGAAAUCCUUCAUGCACGUGUGCAGACUUGGGCUAAGAAACCAAAUGAGCUCCGAUUUGAAGAUGAGUUUGAAUGGGGUGUCCGAAGCGAAGGCGAACUGUAACCAGCUGAAGUCAAAAGGCGACAGGAACGUGAUCACGACAACAAAACAAGCAAAAGAGCCAAACUCUGAUGCAGCGAACAAUAAAAAGACGCGAACCAAGCGAGGCUUCACUUAUCCCGGGACACUUUGGUGUGGUGCAGGAAACAUCGCAGAUCAUUAUGACCAGUUAGGCGAAUUCGGAGAGACCGACAAAUGCUGCCGCGUUCACGAUUACUGCCCGUAUGUCAUCCAUGCGUUCUCCUCCAAUUAUGGAUACACCAACUUUAAAUGGCACUCCCUUAGCCACUGCGACUGCGACAAUGCCUUAAAGGAAUGCCUGAGACUUGUCAAUGACACUUCAUCCCGAGUCGUUGGACAAGCUUUCUUUAAUGUGAUCGAAGCGCCUUGCUUUGAGUUUUCAUUUGAAGAGCAGUGUGUUGAGCGUCACUGGUAUGGGGUGUGUAAAAAGUAUGACAGAGUUCCUGUUGCAGUAAUUAAAGAAUCAAUCCCUUAUGACUUUGGAGGCAUUGAUGUCAUUGAUGUUUUGACUAUCGCUCCUCCUAAACAAUCAGACGAAGAAAAGCAGAACACUGCAACCUCUGAAAGCACAACACAAUCAUCAUUCUCUGAAUCGAAGACCACCGCGCCUGAAGAGCCCUCGCUCACAAACGUGGUGACGGCUGCAGAGGAUUUCAUUAAAGUGCUCGCCACAGUCUCCACCUCUCAAAGCUCGUCUGCAGACGCAGGUAAAGGAGAAACUCAGACGUCAGAGAAGAAGAGGAAGAAAAAUUCCAGCAAGAAGAAAAAAGAGAACAAGAAGAAACGAGGAAAGGGUAAAGGCAGGAAGAAGAAUAAAAAACUCGACGCCGUGUUAAAGGUCGAUGAAGGAACGACCGGAGCGCCAUCGACCGGUCAAACAGAGGAGGUCAUGGGUAAGAACAACUUUGCAGAGGAAUCAGCGAAGAUGGAUGGGUUUAGGAUAAAAGAAAACAAUUUCAUGAACAGUGAGCUAGACUCUGAAGGAAAUUCUAAUAAGAUGAUGAGAGAUGAUCCUCAGAGGACAGUGAAUGGUAAUCAGGAUGUUGCAACCAUUACCACCUCAAUAAAGACAGAUAAAGAACCAGAGAUUCUACAGCACAGACCAGCAAAUGACACAGAGUUAGUCUCCACCUCACCUACAGCUCACAUUACCCCAGCUGUCCGUGAUAAGACCAGAGCUAAGCUGAGACAAAGAGCCGGAAAGAAAAAGCAAAGAAAAAACAACCCUUCCACAGAAGCCAAGGAAGAAGCUCUGUCGACUAGUCCGUCUGAAGGUGUCAGUUUCGUAACGUCAACACCCGAGAGUCCAACUGCCGCUGUAAGAAAUGAGGUGACGCAAAGUACAAUGCACACGGAAGAAAAGGGACCUGUAGUCACUACUACACAAAAAACACCCAUUGUUAGAACCAAAAGGCCAAGUUCAAGGCAGAGAGAAGGAAGAAAGAGAAUGAGGAAAAUCAUUGCUUCCUCUACAGAAGAACCUCCUCGUGAUAUCAGCUCUCAGGAUCCACUAUUGUUCACAGGUUCUGCAACUGUCAGGCCAACCGAUGUACUAGAGCGACUGGGAUUGGACCAACUUGAAAACCCGACAGAAGGUUUGAAGGACACCAAUGGUAGAAAGAACAAAGGAAGGCGUGUAAUCAGAAUCUGCUAUGAAGCGGUUUUGCCUGACGUUGCAGACACGACACCCCUCCCGACUCUGAUCGAAAAGGACACUGAGUUUCAGUUGAAGGAUCCUGAGAUGAACACAGCACCAAUGUUUCCACUCCUACAGACUAGCACUCCAUCCUCGGCAACCCGCAGACCUAGGAACACGAAAACGAAGAGAAGCAGGGAGCGAGGAAAUCGAGAAAAGCGUGGAAAAGUUAAGAGAGAAUGAAACUCAAGAAGCUCCGCAUGGUGCGACCAAAUGGUUUUUAUAUCUUCUAGGCUGCCAUACGAUAUUGUUUUAAUAAGCAGCAUGUUUUUACCUUCUCUGUUUUUAUAGCUUCGUUGAUGGUAGAAUGACAGAUCAGAUCAAUUUUAUAAAGCUUGUGUUUCUCGACAUGAUUGCUGAAUAAAGUAAAUAAGAGCACUGGUGGUCCUUCCAUAGCAUGGUUUGAGAAAACAUUCCUCUUCUUCACAGUAUGGGUUUUAUUUUUAAUAAACAAAAAGUUAAGUGUUCCUCCAGGUAACCUGAUUAUUUACAGCAUUUGCCCUUCUGUAUAAAAAAAACCCCUAGCCAUGUAUCUGCAGUGCACUGAGUCCAUUUAUGAUAGUCUUUGUUCAAGCACAGACUUUGGCCUUUUUAGGCCUUUGCCAGUGGACUUAAGCAGAAAGGGUCACAUUCUUCUCAAAGGAUAAUCUGCUUUAGGUACCUCACCCACCGUCCGACAUUAAAUGAGUAUUGUAACACUGGACUCAAAUCUCCUAUCAGCUGACCCUCACAUGUUCUUGUUAGAAAGCAAGGCCUUUGCAGAAUCGCAGCCUGAAGUUCUGAUUCAAGCCACGGUGUUACAAUAAUGCAUAUUAAGUAGGAAUUACUUAAUGUAGAAGUUUGGACAUGCAUCAUUAAUCAGCGUGUGAAUUAUGGGGUUUGGGGGAUCUGUCCUCCUAAUUAAAGUUGGGGCCACUGAAAAUAUAUAUUUCAACAGGGUUUGGAAUAUACACUACUCAAGAGAGCCCAAUGUGGGAUUUCCAUUAUUCAAAUGAGGGACCACCCAAAUCUAUUAAUAUUAUGGCCUGAGCUGAACAUCACACCAUUUUGCAUCACACCAACUUCCUCCUCUGUGACCCUACUGUACUCAGCAGUUUCAAAAAGAGUGUGUGAAAACAAUGUAGAGUCUCAUACAAGCUCUCUGGUUCCCAGACAUGGAAUAAUAAUCCAGCAUUCAGAGGGUGUAGAUGUUAUGAAAUAAUGUACAUUCCAAAAACAGUACAAUAGUAUCACUUACAAAGCAUAAAAGACAAUUCAUGAUUGAUUCCACAGCGUUUCGUGCUGUUACAGUCAUGGAAAUGGGGUUAAGAGGGCAGGACCAUGUUCCCAUGAGAACAAGAGGUUUUUGCUGAGUAACUGCACGUUCUGUCCACAUGCUGAGACGAGACGUGUCAGGUCAUCUAAGACCACAGAGGAACUCCAAUGAAUGUCAAGCGGGUAAAAAGUAUGAAAAGUGGCUAAAUAACUAAUCUGACUAUGUUUGGAUUAAAGCAAGGUAAUGUUAAUGAGCUUUACAUUUUUAAGCAGAAUAUUUUAAUGGCAAAACAAUGCUUCCCUCACAGCAUUAACACACAUUUUAUACUCGGGGCUGAACAUUUCUGGUUGCUAGGCAGUUUUCCUCGAGAUUCCAAUCAUGCGUGAGGAGGAAACAUUGGGCCGUGAGCAGCUAUAGAGUCUUAAAUUGAAAACAAGUGCAAAAAUCAGUUGAAUAAUUGUCAUUUACACUAUAAAUACACAGAAAGGUAACACUUGUUUUUUAAUACCUUUCAUUACUAUACUAUGUUUUUGGAGAACUCUUUUACUAACCUCAACCAUGUUUGACAAGAUAAUUUAUUAAGGUAUUGUUUUCCACUCUUGGCAUGAUAACGAUGGCAAUAGUUUACGUUUCGAUAUUCAAUAGAUGUCACCCUUGAUUUCAGAGGGAACCAGAAAAACCAGAAGAGCUAUUUGGUAAUUUCCUCACACACCCACACUUUAGGAAUAAAAAUACAAUUUAUCAAAAGUGAAAAAAAGUGAGUACUGUAAAAAAAAAAAAGUACUCCGUAAAAUUUACGGUAAAAAACAGGUAGCUGUGGUUGCCGGAAUUCUACCGUAAAAUAUACACCGUUUAAAAUAUUGCUUUUAAACAAUAACAUAUAGAAGGUGCACAGUGUCAUUCACACAAGCACUAAACACCAUCACGGUGAGACUCAUUAAACUGAAAUAUGCAAUAAACAUUAAUUUAACAACAUUAGAUGUAACAUACAUCCCUAAUAAACAUAACUGAUAAGAAAAAACUAAGAAGAAACCUAGUUAUUUCAAAGAAAAAACAUCAAAUUCAAACAAAAUUUGAAAUGCAACGCUGGGAAUUCUGGGAACAUCAAUUUACGUUUUUUCCCUAUAAAUUUUAUAUUCUUUUUCACUUCCAAAAGUGGUAUUUCACCGUAAAAUUGUCUGAAAUGUCUAUUACAGUUUUUCACUGUAUAUUUUAGGGGAACUUACUGUUAACAGGUUUUUACCGUUAAAAUCACGGUCAUUUUUUACAGUGUGGAUACACCAGCAUGGAUAUACUGGCAAUUCAAAAAUAUCAGUUUAAAUGCACAUGAUUUUCAUUUAUCCAUGAAACAGAGGUAAAUGUUUGAAGAAUAUCCUUGCUGUUCUUAUAAUUAAAGUGAAUAAGGAUUGAAGCCGUCAAGCUCCAAAAUAACACAAAAGCAUUAUAAACGCAUGUCAUAAAACACUGCACUAUAGUUCAAGUCUUUAGAAGUAAAUUAAGUGUUAUACUUUUGUGUUACGGAAGUCAAUAACUUUCUUAAUCAUGAAGUUUGA